Cotesia congregata is the source of this 432-nucleotide messenger RNA. The record is from the annotation of a GenBank genome assembly. NCBI's taxonomy places the organism in Eukaryota, Metazoa, Arthropoda, Insecta, Hymenoptera, Braconidae.
AUGCGUUUGUCACACGAAUACUUCAUGAGUGUACUUUCAGAUCCAAUAUUUCUCAACAGAGUUAAAAUCCACGCAAACGAUGAUUUCAAAACACGCUCAAUCCAAGUGACUAAUGAAGAAGCGUGCAAAUAUUUUUGGAUGAAAGUAUGGAUGGAUAUACUGAUACCGGCUUACCGAAAACUUGAAUUUUAUCGCGAAGUUGAAGACAAUAAUUUAAAAGUACAUGUUAACGCACUUGACUAUCCUGAGUACAAUUACGUUAGCUUAUUAGGUGUUCCACCAACAUGGACACAGCUGCACUAUGUCAGUACAAUAGCGCAAAGUAAAGAAAGACCGUUUUUAAAGCCAAUAUUCAACUCUUUAGGAGUAUACAUAGCUUAUCUAGUUGUCGCAAUUAUAAUUAGUUUCCAUUACAUACUUAAAAAAUUCUAA